AUGGAGGUGGGGGAGAUCCACUUCUUUGUAAUGGAUAGAAUCAUGGCUUGGAAUAUCCGGGGCCUCAACAAUCCUAAAAAGCAAGUUGAGAUUAAACAACUAAUCUGGAAUAUGAAGAUAGGAUUGGUUGGGCUCUUGGAAACAAUGGUGAAAACCCAGAAGUUAGGAGAAGUCUAUAUUAGAAUGUUUUCAGGGUGGUGUUUUUCAUCUAAUAAUGCCUGGCAUAAGGGGGGCAGAAUAAUAAUUAGUUGGAAUCCAGCUAUGUUUCAGGUUGAUAUCAGGUUCUGUACGAGUCAACUGAUGCAUUUGGCAGUUAGGUCGAAUAAUGGUCAUGAAGGUUUCUUAGUUACAUUUAUAUAUGCCUUCAUUGAUGCAAAUGGAAGAGAGAUCUUAUGGAGAGACCUGAAAAUUCUGGCAAGAGAUCAUAAGCAACCAUGGGUGGUAUUAGGGGAUUUUAAUGAUAUUUUGAAUGCAGAUGAAAGAGUAGGCAAGCGAGUGCAGGGAGGAAGUUCUUCAUCAUUUCAAGACUGUAUAGAAGAGUGUCAACUUGAAGAUGUGAAAUACUCGGGCUGUUUCUUCACAUGGACUAAUAAGCAAGAUAAAGAAGGCAGAAUUUACUCGAACAUUGAUCGAGUUAUGGAAAAUCAAGAAUGGCUCAUUCAGCAUGAACUAGCGGAGGCUCUUUUUUUACAAGAAGCAUCUGAGUUCAAGUCAAAAGUUCAAGCAAGUUGGGACCUGCCCUGUCGAGGAACAGCUAUGUAUAUUCUGGUGCAGAAAUUAAAGAGGCUUAAAGCAGUUCUCAGGGACAUUAACAAGAAGGGGUUUAAUAACAUACAAGUUGCUGAUACUUUAGCAUAUCAGGAGUUGAAAAGGAAGCAGGAGUGCCUGAAUAAGGAUCCACUGAAUGAGCAAUUGAUAGAACAAGAAACAACAGCAAGGAAAGAGUACAUUGCAAUUCAUAAGAGCCUUCUUUCAUUUAUGUAUCAAAAAUCAAAACUGGCUUAG
Messenger RNA from Humulus lupulus (European hop), 1005 nucleotides. RefSeq lists its product as uncharacterized. Lineage: Eukaryota; Viridiplantae; Streptophyta; Magnoliopsida; Rosales; Cannabaceae. The transcript is spliced from 2 exons. The record is from RefSeq and is a predicted model, not a curated record. The coding region runs from base 1 to 1005 and encodes 334 amino acids. Gene Ontology annotation, molecular function: catalytic activity.